Artibeus jamaicensis (Jamaican fruit-eating bat) is the source of this 2425-nucleotide messenger RNA. It is a transcript of the gene SIGLEC11, whose product is annotated as sialic acid binding Ig like lectin 11. Gene Ontology annotation, biological process: cell adhesion. The coding region runs from base 10 to 1779 and encodes 589 amino acids. Gene Ontology annotation, cellular component: plasma membrane. The record is from RefSeq and is a predicted model, not a curated record. Lineage: Eukaryota; Metazoa; Chordata; Mammalia; Chiroptera; Phyllostomidae. Gene Ontology annotation, molecular function: sialic acid binding. The transcript has 9 exons.
CUUCUCUGGAUGGUUUCCACCCCCAUCUCCUCCAGAAGCUUCCUGUUGGAGCUUCCUUCCAGGCUAGACAGGCAGGUCCAGAAGCCAAAUAGUCCAGAAACAGGCCCAGUGCCGGAGACCCUGGAGAUGUUGCGGCUGCUUCUGCCCCUGCUAUGGGCAGGGUCCCUUGGGAAGGAUCCCGGGUACGUACUGCAAGUGCCGAAAUCGGUGACGGUGCAGGAGGGCCUGUGCUUCCGCGUGCCCUGCACCGUGACCUACCCCCACGUUGGCUGGGACAACUCGACCCCUGCUCACGGCUCCUGGUUCCUGAAAAAGGAUAAUCUCACAGCAGACCUUCUCGUGGCCACAAACAAGAAAAGCAAGAAAGCGAAACGGAAGCCGAGAUUUUCAUUCUACUUCUCCGGGGACCCCGGGGACAACAACUGCUCCCUGAGCAUCACAGACGCCCAGAAGAGCCACCGUGGAAAGUAUUAUUUCCGACUGGAGAGCGGUUCCGGGAACCACAGUUACCAAAGUAACCUGGUCACGGUGGACGUGGCAGAGCUGACACAGAUCCCCGACAUCCGCGUCAAGGAGCCCCUGGAGGCAGGCUGCCCUGCGCACCUGACGUGCUCCAUGCCCGGGGCCUGCGAGCCCCUCACCAUCUCCUGGACCGGGGUGGUCCUCAGACCUCUGGGACUGGACCAGGCGGCCUAUAACUCCUCGGAGAUCCUGCUCAGCCCCCGCCCGCAGGACCACGGCACCAACCUCACCUGUCGAGUCACCUUCCCCAGGACUAGAGUGAGCAGGGAGAGGACCCUCACGCUCAACGUGUCCUACGCUCCAAGAAACCUGACCAUUAGCGUCUUCCGAGGAAGCCCCACAGAGCUGGAAUAUGUGGGGAACGGCUCAUCUCUUCCAGUCCGGGAAGGGGACUCUCUGGGCCUGCUCUGCGUCGCGGACAGCAACCCUCCCGCCACCCUGAGCUGGGCCCGGGGCAGCCGGACCCUGAGCCCCUUGAAGCCUUGGAACCCCGGGGUCUUGCAGUUGUCCCGGGUGGAGUCCCAGCAUGAAGGCGAAUUCUCCUGCCAGGCUCAGCACCCGCGGGGCUCUCUGCGCGUCUCCCUGCAUCUCUCGGUGCACUACCCCCCACGGCUGCUGGGAACCUCCUGCUCCUGGGAAGACGAGGGUCUGCGCUGCAGCUGCUCCUCCCGAGCCGAGCCGGCCCCCUCGCUGCGCUGGCGGCUGGGGGAGAGGCUGCUGGAGGGGAACCACAGCAAUGCCUCCUACACGGUGACCUCCAGCUCAGAGGGGCCCUGGGCCAACAGCUCCCUGAGCCUCCGCGCGGGGCUCAGCGCCGGCCUCAGGCUCAGCUGCGAGGUGCAGAAUGUCCACGGGGCCCAGAGCGCCAGUGUCCUGCUGCUGCCAGGGAAGCCGGAGCUGGGGAAAGCAUUCUUCUUGGGGGCUGUGGGGGGAGCCGGUGCUGCUGGCCUGCUCAGCCUCUGCCUCGGUUUCAUCUUCUUCAAAGUGAAGACCCGCAGGAAGGAUGCACCUGAGGCUGCAGCUGGUGGGAAGGACGCCCCCUCCCGGCUGGGUCCCACCUCCCGGGGUUACCAGCAUAAGUGCCUCCCAGGCAGCCACCGAGACCACCCAAGCCCGGCGCCGGCCGCGCCCACCUCCGGGGAGGAGCACGAGCUCCAUUACGCUUCGCUCAGCUUCCAAGAGCUGAGGCCCUGCGAGCGUCCGGACCAGGAGGCCACCAGCACCACCGAGUACGCAGAGAUCAAGAUCCGCGAAUAAGGACCCCCCAGCUCCGGCGACCUGUGGCUGGAAGACCCAGGGCUUCUCCGGGAAGGGAGACGUCAGGGACAACUCCGGAGAACGAGCUAAGGACUACUGCAAGGGUGUCCCAGUGGUGUGGUGAUGGGCGGAACUGGGCUCAAAUUUCAGCCCCAUCGCCAAUCAGGAGCCUGAGUUUGAGCACGGCCCGUCACUUCCUAGUCUCCUCUCGUAACGUGGGGACUGGAAACCCAACUUGCAGGGCUGUGGCAGAGGGUUGAGGCAACAAUGAACAGUAAAGCGCCGGACAGGUGCGCGUGCGCAGAGCGCGCCCCGCGCCUGAGCUCACGCGUCUUUUCAGAGCAGCCCGCCUGGAAUAAGGGUACGGGCAUCCUGGCUGAGAUGGGGACCACUCUGCAGGGCUGUUUCAGCUCCAGGCCUCCCUGAAGGCCUGGGCGAGGCUGUCGCUGGGCCUCAAUGCAGCUCCGCCCCACGUGCCUGCGACCCCUCCCCUCCACAGGGACCACCUCCCGGGCAUGGCCGCUGCACGCAGGUCUCUUGGAGCUAGCUUCCUACAAACCCCAUUUGUGUAUUGUAGCACACACACAAAAUCGCUCACUGAUGAUCUGAACUGAUAGCUUAUCUAAUUACACACCUCUUUCUUUCA